This is a messenger RNA of Akanthomyces muscarius, 1719 nucleotides long. RefSeq lists its product as uncharacterized. NCBI's taxonomy places the organism in Eukaryota, Fungi, Ascomycota, Sordariomycetes, Hypocreales, Cordycipitaceae. Gene Ontology annotation, molecular function: protein binding. The transcript has a single exon. The coding region runs from base 1 to 1719 and encodes 572 amino acids. The record is from RefSeq and is a predicted model, not a curated record.
AUGUACCGCCACUUGAAACGCCGAUUUCGCGCAGAUUUUAAUACUUAUGAGGAGCUGCUGCACGCCUGCAUUCGUGAUGGCAACAUCCCAGAACUGCGAGCGCUCCUACAUUCGAACCACGCCCGCAUCAGCUAUAUACAUCCCGGUUUCGGCGCUCCGCUUCACUACGCUGCCACCUUGGGGGAUCUAGACGCAAUAGAGCUUCUGCUCGCUGCCGGCGCGGACCUCUUUCUUUUGAGCAGUGGCGACUCGAGUCUAACGGCAAUUGGCUGUGCCGCGCGGGAGGGGCAUCGAGACGCAGUCGCGCGGCUUUGGGCAGCUGCGACGCCAGAAGACCAGCUGCGAAAUAUCACACCGGGCCGGCAAAGCCUCAUUGUAGCCGCUAUGUACGGGCGUGCGGCUAUUGUAUGUGACUUGUUGUCUUGCUGGCAUGGGUGGCCGCUACAACUGAAGUACACUGCACUUCUCUGGGCUGCUCGCCGCUGGCACUUUGAAGUGGCAUAUCUACUUAUAAAUACAGUAGACUUUGGCAAGGACAAACUCGACGAAGCUCUAAGCUAUGCGGUCAAGAAAAAGACUGAACUGCCUGACGAGUUUAGAAGCAGAUGUGAAGGCUUCGAAUACUCAAACCAGCAGUCUUUGAUCGCAUCGCUGAUCGACGCAGGAGCGGCGCCCAAUUCUACAUGCGAUGGCAUGCCUCUAUUAUGCUACGCCGCCGAGGACGCAAAUCUAACGGGUGCACUCAGGGUCCUUCUCGAGAAAGGCGCCGACCCCAACACCUGUAGCGAGAUGGGGCGUUCGGCACUGCACAUGGUCGCUGGCGCCGUCGCACAAGGCCAGAUUGACCGCCCCGUCGUUAACGAAACCGCAAUACGUCUUUUGAUACACCAUCACGCCUCUGUAUCCCAGUCAGAUGAGGACGGAGAGACACCUCUACACACGGCUGCUUUUGGAGUAGACCUGCGUCUCCUUCGGCUCUAUUUGUCUGCCUGCGGAAAUACAGAAGAGCAACAGGCACUGCUAUUUGCCAAAACCCACCGCGAGGAAACAUUACUGCAUUUUGCUGCGGCGGGUGGCUGCUUCGAGACAAUAUCCUUUUUAAUCUCUCAAGGACUCGACGUGAAUGCCAGAAAUGUGAAUGGGUGGACGCCUUUGAUGUGCGCUCUAGUCCUAGUUGAUGGCGGUAGUCUGCGAACUUCUCUCGUGACAAAGCCACCAGACACCGCGAUACAGGCGGCUCGUUGUCUGUUGUCCUUGGGAGCGGACGCCACUAUUCAAACCGACGAGGGAUGGACAGCUCUGCAUUGCCUUGCAUUGUACUGCCAUUACGAUUUUUGCGAUAGAGCGAGCGCCUUCACCAAGGAGCUGCUAUCACACGGCGCCAAUCCACACGCAGAGGCUGUUCUACUACGCCGAGUAUUUGCCGCCGGGCCAAGUAGCGGUAUGCCUUGGGGAUGGCGCUUGGGAGAGGCAAUGGUGAAUCCAGAAAAGUUUCAAAUGGUGGCCAGCCCGAAAAUGCCGGUUCUGUCCUGGGCCGCUGAGCGCGGUGCUCUAGGAGUCCUCAGGGCUCUUCUAACCCAUGGUGUCGAUGCUUCAUACAUGGACGGGGAUGGCUUGACACCGACCAGACUGGCUGUUGAAUCGCCGUUCUUAAAGCAGAAACCGGAGCUUGCUGAUCGUAUAGUUACGCUACUAUUGGAAACUGGCGCCGGGUUCUAG